AUGCCAGAUGGUCACUUCACAGUCCCAAAAAAUGCUAGUUUAAAUCAGUCAUUAUUACUAUUAUACUCAAUAGUACGCAUCCAACUAGAAAAUAUUAAGGAAAGGGUAUCAAAUGGCACAACAACAAAUGCCUCAGCCGAAAAAAUACUUAUUUCAGUUCUAAACUACCUUCGUGAGGGCUUAAAGACUAUUGGAAAACAUUUUAAUAUUGACAAUUACAAUGAACUCAAAAACACCGAAGUAAUUUCCAAAUAUGAAGACGUUAAGGGUUUGGACCGCGAUAUUAAAGAUAUAUUAAUGGGUUUACAAAGUAAGACAUCUCAGAAGGGCUCCGAUAAAGUUUGGAUGUCUAGACUCAAACUAAAUUUCAAAAGAAGCAACAAGAAUUUUGAGCGAGAAAGAAGCGCUAAGGAGCAGAGUGAAGAUGAAGAAUUACUGAGGGAGACCGCUAAGAUUCUGCAAGAUGCAGAAGAAAGAGCUACUUUGCAACUUGAAGGUGAGCAGAUGCGUAUCGAGAACCAGUCAAAAAUGGAGGGUAAAGACAAAUAUCCGAAGACAAGAACGAAACGGGAAAGUGUUUUGGGAACUCAAUACAGGAAAUCGAUGGAUAGCGAACUUAGGAGAAACGUUAGUAAUUCUUCAAGACGGAUUAGUUUAGAUGGCUAUAAAGGCAGAUCAGGAGAUUACACGGUAUAUAAUGCACCAGAAAUUAAUAAGGCUGCGCUGCUUGCAUGGGGUAAUCAAAUUUCAGAAAUGACUCCAACAGGACAAAGUGGAGAAAGGCAUGGUCAACAGAAGAAAACACCGCAACUGAAAGCGAAACCUAAAUACGUCUACAACAAGCCAACAAUUAGGAGGCCUGUAAUUAAGACAAUGGCAAAGUCUAUGCCUGUGUCAAGAUCUUCUUACUCUAACGGUGUGACUGAGAUCAGUGUCAGCGAUCCUGAUGAUAGGGAAAAAAGCGACUAUUAUUCAGAACCGACCAGUCCGACCGUGGAUCAACCACCCAUAAAACUAUCCCCAUUCGAGCAGCGAGUCAAAACUGCAAUGGAUAAUAUGGACGGUGUAGAUGACAACGUCUGCCACCAAAUUCUCAACGAAAUAUUAAUUACUGACGAAAAAGUAUUUUGGGAUGACAUUUCCGGUCUAGAGAAUGCCAAAGGCGCCCUAAAGGAAACCGUAGUAUAUCCGUUUCUAAGACCGGAUCUUUUUCAAGGGCUCCGUGUGCCGGUAUCUGGCAUUCUACUUUUUGGACCUCCAGGAACCGGAAAGACUUUACUAGCCAAAGCCGUUGCUACGGAGUCAAAAUCCACCUUCUUUAGCAUCAGCGCCUCGUCAAUUCUAUCCAAAUACUUGGGCGAGUCCGAAAAAUUGGUCAAGGCGCUAUUCUACCUAGCAAAAGAACUCGCUCCCUCUAUUAUCUUUGUCGACGAGAUAGACUCAUUAUUAAGCGCCAGAACUGACAACGACAACGAAUCUUCAAGAAGAGUGAAAACAGAAUUCCUUAUACACUGGUCAUCAUUGUCCUCUGCCAGCACAACCUCCCAAUUGACGCACACAAAACAAGUACUUGUCCUUGCUGCCACAAACACCCCAUGGGACCUUGAUGAAGCAGCAAGACGGAGAUUCUCCAAGAAGAUCUAUAUACCCUUACCAGACCGCGACACCCGCUACUACCAUUUAAAACGUCUCAUGGAGUACCAGAGGAACGACAUAUCAGAAGAUCAAUUCCAGGAAAUUACAAAAGCAACCCAGGGCUACAGCGGUUCUGACUUGACCUCUCUUGCCAAAGAUGCCGCAAUGGAACCCAUAAGAGACCUUGGAGAAAGGCUCAUCGAUAUCAACCUUGAGCUUGUUCGUCCCGUUGUCCUACAAGACUUUGUAAAUGCAAUGAAGAAAAUAAAACCAAGCGUUUCUCCGGACUCAUUGCUCCGCUUCGAAGAGUGGACAAAAAAUUACGGCAGUACAUAG
Molecule: messenger RNA, 1971 nt
Organism: Kluyveromyces marxianus DMKU3-1042
Lineage: Eukaryota; Fungi; Ascomycota; Saccharomycetes; Saccharomycetales; Saccharomycetaceae
Gene: YTA6
Product: putative AAA family ATPase YTA6
Exons: 1
Coding region: 1-1971 (656 amino acids)
Molecular function (GO): ATP hydrolysis activity; ATP binding
Source: RefSeq, a predicted model, not a curated record